AUGCAGUUCUUUCAAAAUAUUACAACACUACUCAGUCUGAUUGAGUUAUCAACUAUUGAUCAACAAUUCUAUCAAGUAUUCAGUGAGAUUUGUGUCGCUACAGCCACGGAGCAACGCGUUCACACCUUCGUCUACAGCAGCUACGAGCAGAACACUUAUGACAACUCACUUACAAAACAAACAAAGCCAUAUGUUUCCAACAUUCUGCAGACACUUCAUAUGCCAAAUCCUAUAGCGGUGCUUAACAUCGGUAUUCUUGCAAAGCCAGAUCGCCUUGUGCGACAGUUCAAUCGCAAUUUACUCAGUAUAGUGCAACUUAGCGAAGACACGCACCGCAAUGAGCAAAUUUUAGACACAUUAUGGCAAUCUUUGGACCGCAACAUGCAAAGUGGAAUAAUAUUACUUUUCAAUGAUGCGACUAGUGAUGUUUAUGUGAGAAGUAUUUUAAAAUUGUCCGCCAACAAAGGUGCCGUUAACAGCAUCGCCUUGCAACCACGUAUGACGGUGAGCGAGCGCACUUAUUGGACAUUGGAGAUAUUUCCAAGGCAAGAAACAAUUCGACGGCGAUUUCCAGAACACUAUCGCAAUAUCUUUCCAAAACACAUGAAAAAUUUGGGUGGAUAUCCGCUGCGCAUAGUGGAAGACGGUUGGUAUCCGCAGAUAUAUUAUUACGCACCAAAACAUGGGCCUGCGACUUUCAGCGGUUAUAUGGGCAGAACCUUAAUGGAGUAUGCACAUCAUCGGAAUGCCACGAUUCAAUGGCUCUUUUCUGCGGAAAAGGUACUUUUCCAACAACCAUUAUUGCUGAGUUCUCUGUCUAAUGACACUGUCGAUACAGGCAUACUCUUGCCAAUAGAAAAGGAGCGUGAUGGCCUAAGUCACUCGAAUGUAGUUCACUUUAGCAAUUGGUGCCUAAUGAUGCCGCUGGAAAGACCAGUGCCGCGUUACUGCUUCUACUAUCAUAUAAUGGAUAGAAACGUGUUUGUCUUACUCUGCAUACUCUUCGUGUUGAGCUCUUUGAUUUGGCCGUUUUUUUUGCGCUGGGAGCAUCAACAACCACUGUCAGCUGUGGAAUAUUUCACCGAUUUCUCGAUGCUUCGCGGUUUGCUUGGCAUGCCCUUCUGGAACAAGUUGCAUGAUUUCAUAAAAGAGAAAUUCGUUUGUAUUAGCAUUUCAUUCAUGGGCGUCAUUAUUUGCACCGGUUACAUUGCCUACUUGCAGAGUUUCAGUGUCGACGCACCCGUCGAAGCACUCAUUAAGACCAUAGGUGAUAUUCUUGAACGUAACAUUAUCAUAAUUGUUGACAAAAUGUGUGUGCCAGCUCUAGAGCAAUUGUCGCAUGUUGCGAAGUAUGUGCAAAACUUCACAGUUCUCGAUAAUUUCACUGAGGUACUACUAAUGCGCGAUACGUUGGACACACGCUACGCAUUCCCCGUCACCGAAAUGUGGUCCGUCUACGAUGAGCAACAGAAGUAUUUCUCAAAGCCACUCUUUCGCUUGUCGGAUGUAUGCUUCGAAAGGAACAUGUUGCUGGCCUUUCCGUUGCAGCACAACUCGUUGUUUCGUCAAAGUUUGAAUGACUUUUUGGCGCGCCUCAAAGCGGCUGGUCUAAUAAAUUAUUGGUUGCAAAAAAGUUUUCUAGAGUUAGUCGAAAUGAAAGUGAUUUUGUUGGAGGACCGCAAUAAGCAGACAGUCUUCAAACCAUUACAAUGGCAGGACUUACAUAUGUUCUUACAAAAUUUAACCGCGCUACUCGGUCUGAUCGAAAUAGCAACGAUACAGCAACAAUUUGUACAAAUAAUCACAGAUAUCAGCGAAGUAACGGCAGCAGAACAACAAGCGCACACCCUCAAUAUCCAGUUCUGA
Molecule: messenger RNA, 1866 nt
Organism: Zeugodacus cucurbitae (melon fly)
Lineage: Eukaryota; Metazoa; Arthropoda; Insecta; Diptera; Tephritidae
Exons: 3
Coding region: 1-1866 (621 amino acids)
Source: RefSeq, a predicted model, not a curated record